Messenger RNA from Lipotes vexillifer (Yangtze River dolphin), 937 nucleotides. Its product is annotated as corticotropin-releasing factor receptor 1. NCBI's taxonomy places the organism in Eukaryota, Metazoa, Chordata, Mammalia, Artiodactyla, Lipotidae. Bases 215 to 937 code for a protein of 240 amino acids. The transcript has 10 exons. Gene Ontology annotation, biological process: cell surface receptor signaling pathway; adenylate cyclase-activating G protein-coupled receptor signaling pathway. The record is from RefSeq and is a predicted model, not a curated record. Gene Ontology annotation, molecular function: corticotropin-releasing hormone binding; G protein-coupled peptide receptor activity; corticotropin-releasing hormone receptor activity. Gene Ontology annotation, cellular component: neuron projection; plasma membrane.
CGCUACAACACCACAAAAGAAAAGCAAAGUACACUACCACGUUGCCGUCAUCAUCAACUACCUGGGCCACUGCAUCUCCCUGGUAGCCCUCCUGGUGGCCUUUGUCCUCUUUCUGCGGCUCAGGAGCAUCCGGUGCCUGAGGAACAUCAUCCACUGGAACCUCAUCUCGGCCUUCAUCCUACGGAACGCCACGUGGUUCGUGGUCCAGCUCACCAUGAGCCCGGAAGUCCACCAGAGCAAUGUGGGCUGGUGCAGGCUGGUGACAGCUGCCUACAACUACCUCCACGUGACCAACUUCUUCUGGAUGUUUGGCGAGGGCUGCUACCUGCACACGGCCAUCGCGCUGACGUACUCCACCGACCGGCUGCGCAAGUGGAUGUUUAUCUGCAUCGGCUGGGGUGUGCCUUUCCCCAUCAUCGUGGCCUGGGCCAUUGGGAAGCUGUACUACGACAAUGAGAAGUGCUGGUUUGGCAAAAGGCCUGGGGUGUACACGGACUACAUCUACCAGGGCCCCAUGAUCUUGGUCCUGCUGAUCAAUUUCAUCUUCCUUUUCAACAUUGUCCGCAUCCUCAUGACCAAACUCCGGGCAUCCACCACAUCUGAGACCAUUCAGUACAGGAAGGCUGUGAAGGCCACCCUGGUGCUGCUGCCCCUCCUGGGCAUCACGUACAUGCUGUUCUUCGUGAACCCCGCGGAGGACGAAGUCUCCCGGCUCGUCUUCGUCUACGUCAACUCCUUCCUGGAAUCCUUCCAGGGUUUCUUCGUGUCUGUGUUCUACUGCUUCCUCAACAGCGAGGUCCGCUCUGCCAUCCGGAAGAGGUGGCACCGAUGGCAGGACAAGCACUCGAUCCGCGCCCGCGUGGCCCGCGCCAUGUCCAUCCCCACCUCCCCCACCCGUGUCAGCUUUCACAGCAUCAAACAGUCCACAGCAGUCUGA